Struthio camelus australis is the source of this 3053-nucleotide messenger RNA. Lineage: Eukaryota; Metazoa; Chordata; Aves; Struthioniformes; Struthionidae. The record is from RefSeq and is a predicted model, not a curated record.
GCACUCGGAAAAGCUGCGGGAAGCACCCCCCCCUUAAGCCGAAAUUGCGUAGAUAAUUUUUAAAAUAGUCUGCAACGUUUCGGGAGUGUUUUUAUGUAACGUGCUUUCAAGAUGCCGUGCUAGUCUGAGCCGUUAAUAGUUUCUUCUCUUCUGAUGUUAACGGUAUUACCUGGAGUGUUGGCAGCCUUAUGUCGGUCGCAAGCGCUUGGAAUAAUAUUUGCCUUAAAAAAAAAAAUCUUGACGGGAGCAGCUAGGUUGUGAGUUUGGGUAUGGUGUUUGUCGAUACACACCUAAUAAUCUUUGCUUUAAAAGAUCUUAUAUUUGUUUACUGAUGCGAAGGUAUCUUCAUGAAGUCCCUUUUUACCAGGUACUGCUUUUACCAAAAUGUUCUCCUUUGCUAAAAAAAAGCUGGCAGUCUUUAACUGUUAAAGGACAAUUAGACACCAGUAUUUACGUUCAUACACUGCUGCUAUUAUCCAUCUCCAGAGGCCGUAAAUACGCUCACACCUUGCACCUAUUUUUAAAGGCCCCAUGUGACAAAAAAGACCUUUCAGUUUUGGGUGUGCUUGGCAUAACCGUACUAAGUUGUGUUUAAAAGAUUGUCACACGUUUUUAUUUGUGGUAACAGACCGUACGUGAGCCCACAUGGCUUCUUUCUUAGCUGUCUUGAUGCUUUGCAGAGAAGCACAUUUGUACUGCUGCAGUUCCUAUGGCUUUAUCAAUGCUAUGAGAAAAUGAACCUGAUUAAAUCUCUCACUGAACAGUGCUUUUAGUGUAAAGUGUAUUUUAUAGUUACAGAAUCUUGUGAGUGAACAAGUCAGAAAGAAUCCAGAGAGAGUCAAAGUUUAGCUCAGAAGUCUGAGUUUCCUGGAUUUGAAGCUGGGAAAAUCCCAGGCAAAUGUGAUCUGAAAGUCAAUGUGAUAAAGGCUGGUUGCAAAAUGCAGUGGAUAGAAGGGGGUUGUUCAUUUUUUAAUCAAGCUGUUUCAUAGUUAGACUCAUAGGAAACCAUUUAUCUAAAAGCACGUAAACUCAAAAUUCCUUUUGUUAAUUAAAUAGUGUUUCAUUUGUGAUACUGUCUGUGGUUCUACUGUAUUAGACAAAGUAAGAUAUUGUCAUUUUCCUCAAGAUCCUACUUUCUGGGUAGAAAACAGACAACACGUGAGAGAAGAGCAAGUAAUACGUUCUGCGUGUGAUUGUUGGAAAUCUUGGGUUUCUUUUGAGGCAGAUUUGUAAAUACACAAACAUGAGUAAGAGAAUGAGUGUAGAGGAGGGCAGGAAUAUGGUUGAAGUAGAAGGAUUGAAAGAAGAAGAAAGGAAGCCAGGCAGGCACAUAUUCACAAAGUGCUUCAAGUUCAAAUGCCACCCCCCUCUUUCUUUUUUUUUGUGUGUGGUAUAAUUAAGACCCAGGAAAUAUUUUGGAGCACCUGCCACAUCACUUUGAAUUAACUUUACUAUUCAUGCAUUCAGGAAUACAGGAAUAUUUUAAGAAGUAACGUUUUUUUUUAAAUUGACUAAUUCGUAGGCUGUUUGUUUUCUUAGCCUACAACUGGUGUCCUGUACAAAGAGGAUAACUACAUCAUCAUGACUACUGUGGAUAAAGAAAAAUAUAAAUGUAUACUUCCACUGAUAUCAAGUGGCAAUGAGGAAGAAGAGAAGGAUUACAAAGGUCCUACUCCAGGAGAGUUGUUGGAGCCUCUUUUUAAGCAAAGUAGCUGCUCAUACAGAAUUGAAUCUUACUGGACUUAUGAAGUCUGCCAUGGAAAACAUAUCCGUCAAUAUCAUGAGGAGAAAGAAACUGGUCAGAAAAUAAACAUCCAAGAAUACUAUCUUGGGAAUAUGAUGAUAAAGAACCCAUUGUCAGAACCAGAUCAAGAAGAAAAGGAAAAUCCAAAAGAGAGUGCAAAAGAGAUACCUUCCAAAAAUAUAGAAGGGCAGAUGACCCCAUACUAUCCAGUAGAAAUGGGAAACGGCACACCUUGCAGCUUGAGACAAAACCUACCCAGAUCAAGUACAGUGAUGUACAUCUGUCAUCCAGAAGCUAAACAUGAGAUUCUUUCAGUAGCAGAAGUUACAACUUGUGAAUAUGAAGUGGUUAUAUUGACACCUCUGUUGUGCAGCCAUCCUAAAUACAGGUUCAGGGCUUCCCCUGUGAAUGACAUCUUUUGCCAAUCACUACCAGGAUCCCCACUUAAACCCCAUAACCUGGAACAGCUGGAGAAACAGCAAGAAAUGAUGAAGAUGCCUUUUAGAAGGGUUAAGGAGGAAGAAAUGCAUUCAACAAAAGAAGAUAAAUUUUCUUCCAUACACAAGCCAGUUGCUGUUGGAAGCCAUCAGCUGUUAACUGUGGGAACAACCCAUAUCUCCAAAUUGACUGAUGACCAACUUAUAAAGGAGUUUCUUAGUGGUUCCUACUGCUUCCAUGGGGGUGUUGGUUGGUGGAAGUAUGAAUUCUGCUAUGGCAAAUACGUUCAUCAAUAUCAUGAGGAUAAGGAAAGUGGCAAGACUUCUGUGGUUGUGGGAACCUGGAACAAGGAGGAACACAUUGAAUGGUCCAAGAAGAAUGCUGCUAGAACCUACUAUCUCAGAGAAGAUGGUACGCAGACAGUUAGGAUGGUGUCUCAUUUCUAUGGCAACGGAGAUGUGUGUGACUUAACAGACAAGCCAAGGCAGGUGACUGUGAAAUUGAAAUGUAAGGAAUCUGAUUCCCCUCAUGCUGUAACCAUAUAUAUGUUAGAGCCUCAUUCUUGCCAAUACAUUCUUGGGGUGGAGUCUCCAGUCAUCUGUAAAAUUUUGGAUACAGCAGAUGAAUACGGACUCCUUUCAGUGCCCAGCUAAAGAACAAUAAAGUCCGUGAAGAAAGCCAUACCUGUCAACAACCCAACUGGCAUUUUCCAUGUUAACAUCGUUUCUGCAAGAUGACAAAGGCAAACCGAAGUCUUCAGCCUCACCAGCAGAAUUCUAUAAGAUGGGGGACUCAUGAACCACUUUGUGUAUAACUAUGUGUAUAUAAGAGGUUAUCGAUAAACUUUUAACAAUUAAAAUCUUGUCUUGCA